UUAGGUCAAAAUUGUAAUUAAAUUAUUAGCUAAUUCUAUAAACAAUUUUUUUACAUAAAUAAAUUAUAUUAUUUCUGUUGGAAUUCAAUGUUAAUUCGUUAUUUGUGAUGCAUUCUUGUUGCGGUAAUGAAUUAGUUACCAAUUCGGCUAUAAGUGAAGUAGUAUCGUACAAUAUAAAACAAAUUGUUAAUUUAGUGUAUUCUGAGAAUAAUUUUGCUGGUGUUACUAUCGUUGCAUUCGUAAUUAGUGUUGCAGUAAUCGUGGUCACUCGUAGAAUCGGUGCUAAAUAUUUUAUAUCAUAGCUAGCUGGCCAGAAAGUAAAAGUAAUGAGAGUGACUGCUAUCCUUCAGUGAGCCCUCGGUUUUAAAGGGCAUCCGUUGUCGCAAGUGUCACCGCGGGCGGGGAGGUGGGUCUCACUGGUCCGGAGCCCCAGGACGGCGCUAUGAAAGGAGUAGAGGCCACACCAGAAGAACAAGAACGGCUAGCAACGGGAAAUAACAAUGGAUCUCUCGAUUGCAAACUACCAACACCCCAGCAACCCGGGCCACGAUCGGCAUUUCACUCUACUAGAGUGUUCAUGCUUGUUUUUCUAUCGGGAUGGGUUUUACAAGGCAUGUUUCUCACGUACUUUGUCAGCGUAACAACGACGGUUGAAAAAUUAUUUAAAGUGGAAUCGAAGACGACUGGAACAUUGUUGGCGGCUACAGAAAUUGGACAAAUCUGCACGGCGUUGUUUUUGACCUAUCUGGCAGGUCGCGGUCACAGGCCGAGGUGGAUUGCGUGCAUGAUGCUUGUGCUCGCUGUGGGAGUGAUUGGUUGCGUGGUGCCGCACGUACUUUACGGGACGCGGUUGAUGGACGUUCAUUUAAAUUCGCACCGAGGUGGUGCUGCACCCGUGUGCUCUUCAGACGGAAACUCAACAUUGAUCACAUGUGACGAAGCUCACGCUAAGAGUAGGGCCACGCGGUCGUCUAUCACCGCCGUGGUGAUACCAUGGCUAUUCAUCUGUCUCCUCGUCGUCGGCGUGGGGCAGACCGGUAUUGCUACACUCGGCAUACCGUACGUCGACGACAACGUGGGUAGCAGACAAUCGCCAUUGUACAUGGCUAUUACAAUUGGAACAAGAGUCAUUGGACCGGCACUUGGAUUCCUUCUCGGGGCGCUUUGUACAAGAGUUUACGUGGACCCUCUGGUUGAUCCCGGCUACGAAUUCAGUGAUCCCAGAUGGGUUGGAGCAUGGUGGCUUGGCAUGGUGUUUAUAGCAGGAUUUAUCGUUAUACUGUCGGCGUUGAUGUUCUUUUUCCCACGUCAAAUCAAACAAAGUCCAAUUCCGCUGCAUCCGAAGAAGAACAUCGAAAGAAAAGGACCAUUUUUCAAAGAUUUCUUCGCGACGAUUAAACGUCAACUGACCAAUGACAUAUUGAUGUGGCGGACCGCGUCGUCCGUAUUACAUUUGAUGCCUAUCAGCGGUGUUUACUCCUUCCUACCCAAAUAUUUGGAGAAGCAGUUCCGCUUGCCUACGCAUGAUGCCAACCUUGUCUCGGGUUUGGGUGGUAUAUUGGUGAUGGGAUUGGGUAUAAUUACAUCAGGCGUGGUGAUACUUAAAUUGGUACCUACAGCGAGACAGGUCGCCGCUUGGACGGCUGCUACCGCUGCUAUAUAUAGUGCCGGUAUGGUGGUGCUCAUGUUCGUGAGUUGUCCCGAGGAGAGCUUCCGAGCGCUCACUCCGACCGACGUGGCCAAUCUGUCGUGCAGCUCUGAGUGUCACUGCUACGGUGCACCUUACUCGCCUGUAUGCGGACAGGACUCCUUUACAUAUCAAUCUCCGUGCCAGGCCGGCUGCUUGAGCAGCAAACAGCUCGACAACAGCACGUGGCUUUAUUUCAACUGUUCAUGCGUGGACGCUAGUCUGCAGGGCGACAAGGCUUUCAAAACCCUAGAUCGCUACGAGCUGUCGGACGGGUCGGACGACUUCGCGACCAGCGGGUUCGCGGUGAGCGGUGAGUGCGGCGGCGCCUGCAACCAGAUAUACGCCUUCAUCGCCAUCUUCGCCGCCGUCAUGUUCGUGCACGCCAGCGGCGAGGUGGGCGCCGUGCUGCUCAUCAUUCGCUGCACCGAUAAACACGACAAGGCGAUGGCGAUGGGCGUGAUCCAGUUCGCGAUCGGCGUGUUCGGCAACGUGCCGUGCCCCAUCGUGUUCGGCGCCGCCGUGGACGCCGCGUGCCGCCUGCGCGACGCCGCGUGCGGCCUGCUCGGCGCCUGCGCCUCCUACGACAGCGACAGCCUGCGACACUUCUACCUCGGUCUGUCGGCCGGGCUGAUGUUUCUCGCUUUCAUAAUGGACAUGUUGGUGUGGAGCCGCGCUGGACGGAUCGACAUGAACCCCGCCGAUCGCGCACCCGACCGCGACCAGCUGCCUUCGGACACGCCGCUCUGAUGCGUACCACACACACCUUCACACUCACCCUCAAUCGCAACCUUACGCUCGCCCUCCCGCUCACCUUUACAUACACCCUCACACGCAUCUGCAUUGAUAGCUGCCACCUCACCUUUGCGCAAACACCCACGCACACCCUCCGGCAUACAAUCACACGAACAUUCAUACUUUGACUGCGCGUCUGAGCUGAAACAGUCGAAAUUACCACAUCGGUAUGAAAUAUUGUCUUAAUCAAAUAGUUCUAUCGUGCUAUUGACGAUAGUGAUCGAGGGGCAAGGAAACCUAUUACAAAUUAAAUAUUUGUAUACAAUUUUUAAUUAGAAUCAAAAAUUCGACAGGUCUAAAAAAAGCUAUUCGUAGCUUCAUUAAGAGAGACCGAAUCCUAGAUUAUAAGACGUCUAUCGUAAGUCUUUACAUAUAAGAACACAAUAAUUCUUAUGAUAAUUAAUAUAUUUUCUUCAACUUACUUCAUUUACUUUUGUCCGUCUUGAUAUAUGAUAUUUUUGUAAAUUCAACUAUUCCCGGAUCGUAGCGCACGCGUUAUUUUUUGAAUAUUUAGAAUUUUAUAAACUCCGUGAACUCAUUCUACGCAUUCUCGAUGUCAGUUCUUCGUCAAAGUACCACCGGGAUUCAAGUUGUCAGUUUGAUAUACAAUUGUUGAAAAGUAUUUCGAUUUCAUGAAUUGUUAUUGCUUUGUAACGAAAUUUACGACUUUUCUAUUUAUAGUUAUAUAUUAACGUUUUUUUUUUAAUAUAAAUGUUUUUAAGAACCCAUAUUUAGAAAAAAUUUACUUCUUUGUCGUUAAUAUGGUGAUAAUACGUAAUUCAUAAUAAUAAUUAAAAUUUAAGAAUACGAUAUUCUUAAAGCGUUAUUAAAACAUAUUUUUUAAUAUAACUAAGUCUGUAGUUAUCAUUUUUUUUUAUUCCUCGCUUUUUACGGUUAAUGAUGACUGAACAAAGGAAUAAUAGUUUUGCAUUUUAUUAUUUAUACAUUUUGUAUACUAGUUUCUUAUUUUUUUUAAUCUGUGCUCAAUUUUAUUUAAGUAAUAAAAUGAAUAUGCAUAAUAUUUUUAAUGGCUCGAAAUGAAUUACGAUUAUUUUAUUUCAUUUAUUUUUGUUUUGUAUAGAAAUAGUACAAGAUUUUUUAAAUGUAAUCUUUAUAGGAGGGAAUUAAGGUCUGGUUUGAUCCGCGAAGUCCCGAAACACAUAGUUUUAAUUGUAUGGUUACGAUUUUUUUUUUAACAUGUAUUUCUAUAAAGAAAUCACAUUACUGGGACUGAGUUAUAAAACUUUGUGACCACUGCCUCAAUAUUUUUAAAAAGGUUAAUUUAAAAAAUAAUAAUAUUUGAAACUGAUUUUCACAAAUAAAGCAAUUUAAAGCUGUAAACACCUGAGAAAUAAAUUAAUAUAAAGCUGUGGUCACAUAAGUUAUACAUUUUUUUUUUCGAUUAUUGCGAAUUACAUGGCUAGUGAUUAGAUUUUUAUAUUAGAUUAGAGCGAGUUUUUUUUAUACAAAUUACUGCUAAUUAUACUGUAAAUAUAUUAAAUCAAUUGAAUAUAUAAUCACAUAAUAUUAGUAUAAUUAAGACAGCUGUUAAUUAUUAGGACGUUUUUUACGUAUUUAUAUUGGUUUUCAAUUUCAACAUCACAAUAGCUAUGGCCAGUUGGAAACUAUUUUCAAUGCGUAUUAUAUAAUUAUUAUACUUAAAUAUAUUCUUGGAGUUAUUUGGCGAUAUGAAAUUACUUAGUUUGGCGACCUUUAGUCGUCAAGUGUGUUGUAAGUAUAAGAUACAUUUUGAUUAGAAAUGUUUAGUAAAAUAUCGUUUUGUUAAUGAAUGUUGACUUGCUCUUAAUAUAUCCUUACAUUAAUAUUAUAUAAGAAAGCUAUAAUAUAUAUAAUAUUAUAGCUUUUCAUAUGGCAAGCUAUAGUUACAAUUUUUUGCAAUUAUUAUACUAUUUUAUACAAAUAACCUUUCUCGUAAUAAUGGAAGGCUAAUAAGGCUGGGUCAUGUGUAAAAUAUUUAGAAAAAAUAAGAUAUAUUUUGAUUUAAGAUAACUCUGAUAUUCUACAAAGGUGUCUAAAAAGUUUCUAUAUAUCUGUGAUUAUUUAUCACACAUCGCAAAAAGUUAUUUAUAUAUUUUUUGGAAAGUGCAUUUCCUAUUGCAAUAAUAAAAUAAACACAGAUAACUAAAUUCCAAGUUUAUUUAAUAACACGAACGCCACUGCCAACCCAACGCAAAUAUAAUACUUAAUAUUUUUUACAUAUAAAGCAGUUUUACAGUAGCUUUUACGAGUUAACAUUUUCUAUAUUAAUGUAUAUUUAAAAAAAUACAAUAUUUUUCCUACUUCUUAUUAAAUGUGCAUUAUAAUCGUGCAAUGUUUUUAAAUUAAAUGUAAGUAGUUUUAAAUAUUCUAAUUUUUAAAACGUAGAUUCGACCGAGUGUAAUUUUUUAAGAUAGCAUCGUUAAAUACAUUUUUUUUAAUUGUGAAUAUGGUGCUUUAUAUUGAAACAUGAUAUUACAAAAUAUUUUAUUGAAGUGCUCUGUUUGCGCUGGUUCGAGUAUGCCAUUUGUUAUUUAGUGUAAAGCCACAGUGAAUAGAAUGUGUAAAAAGGGACUUAAAUCAAAACUUUUUUAUGAAUUAAAAAACUUGCAAUUGUCAAUUACAAUAUUUUUUAUCUGUGCACAUUCUAUUGAAAUAGGUUAUACUUGGCAUCUUUGCUAUAAUAGCUUAUUUAUAGUUAAAUGUCAAAAUAUAAUCUGUGCAAACAUUAUAUUAUUGAAUCAUGAUUAUAUUUUUUUUAAUUGUCUUUUCUAUUAAUCAAGAUUAAUAGUUCGACGGAGCGCAAUCUGUUUUGUAUAAUUCUCAUAAUGUAAUUGAUAACUCGACUCGCGCAAAGUAAUACUAAAUAAUUUGAACAUAGCUUUAGGAAAUGUUCUUGUGCAAUCGCUCUGUUAAUGCUUUUAUGUAAUUUAAUAUUUUUCGCCUUUAUAUAGAAUCAUUUUCAACAAUAUCUUUUCAUAUAUUGUUUAUGAAGUAGCUGAAUUUGUUGUUUGUUACUGUACUUUUAUAGCUUGUAUUUAGGAUCAAAAUAUCUCUUCAUAGUAAUUGAAAACAAUUUUACUAGUCUAUCUUUUAGUGCUAACGUUUAAUACCUCGAUUUAGAUGUACCGAUCAUGAUGUACUUUAACGUACCGUUUAAUAUGAUUUUUGUUGAAUUGACAAAAUUGUUUAGGGUUUGCUAGAAAAUUGUAAUGGAUUAAUGGUGUAUUCGAUUAGAUUCUAUUUUAAAGUCGUAGAUAGAACAUUUGUACGUCAGAUAAUUGUCUAUACCUAAGUAUGUUGUAGCGUAUGAGCAUAUGUAGUUCAUAAAUAUCUUCGAUUUUAUAUAUCUUUAUGAUAAUGAUUUGCCAUAUAACGUGUUACGAAAUGUAAAAGCUUCCCGUUGCAAUGAGUAUAAAAAUAUUAUUGUUUGUUUUUUAAUGUUAUAAUUAUUUAUAAAUAUGAAUAUUUUACGCCUCUAGUACCGUGUAUGCUCGUACGAAAUGUUUUUUAUAAGUUAGUAUAAUGACUAGUAAUAAAAUUGUACCAAAAUAUCACAAAGAAAUGUUUAGAGAAAUUACAAUUUACGUAGCGAAUAUGUACGCGAAUGUACUCUAUAUUUUUUCACGUUAGUUUUAUAAGUUUUAAAAAAAUGUAUUGAUUUCUACGAUAUAAUAUGUCCAUUUUAAUCAUAGAAUAAAAAUCUGGUCAUGAUUCCGGUACAGCUUUGUAAUGAUUUAACUUCGAUGUGUCUGUAGAUUUGUUACUGUGACAUUAGUCACGUAUUUUUUUUUAAUUAUUUGUAAAUAAAAACUUUAUUGA
Molecule: messenger RNA, 6301 nt
Organism: Nymphalis io (European peacock)
Lineage: Eukaryota; Metazoa; Arthropoda; Insecta; Lepidoptera; Nymphalidae
Product: solute carrier organic anion transporter family member 74D-like
Exons: 11
Coding region: 443-2437 (664 amino acids)
Biological process (GO): sodium-independent organic anion transport; transmembrane transport
Cellular component (GO): membrane
Molecular function (GO): protein binding
Source: RefSeq, a predicted model, not a curated record